This is a messenger RNA of Leishmania braziliensis MHOM/BR/75/M2904, 1095 nucleotides long. RefSeq names its product kinase-like protein. Gene Ontology annotation, biological process: protein phosphorylation. Gene Ontology annotation, molecular function: ATP binding; protein kinase activity. The coding region runs from base 1 to 1095 and encodes 364 amino acids. Lineage: Eukaryota; Euglenozoa; Kinetoplastea; Trypanosomatida; Trypanosomatidae. The transcript has a single exon. The record is from RefSeq and is a predicted model, not a curated record.
AUGUCGGAGGCCCUGCCAGAAAGAAACAGCGGCUCCGCGGCGCAUGAUGAGGUCCAUGUCAGGAAUGCGCCUAAAGUCCUCUCAGAAGAGGAAGUGCACCGUCGCAACGUCCUCUUUUUGAGUGUGAUGCGGUCUGCCUGCAUUGCGAUGCGAGUGGGCGACGACCCGGAGUAUAUGUGGACGCCGCAGGAGCUCGGCGCUGGGGCGUUCGGUGUCGUGACCCUUUCGUACCGUCACGAGGGUGGCGGUGCGUGGCGCAGGAUGGCGGUGAAGCGCAUAUCGCUGCGCAAAGAAACACGUCUCUCGGCCGUGAUCGAGAUGGUGCGGUGCGCUGGCCGCGAGGUGGCGCUGUGCCGUCGCGCUGGGGCGUCGCCGCACGUUGUGCCAAUGCACAAGCCGUGGUUUGACUGCCGGGCGGGCGCGAUCGCGCUGCCGAUGGACGCCGGCGACUGCAACCUGGAGCAGUACGCGGUGCGCUGCGGAUUUCAGUACCCCCCGCUGGUGCUGCUGUCGUUGUGCGUGCAGUGCGCGCGUGCUGUGGCGCAUGUGCAUCGGUGCGGCGUGGUGCACCGUGACGUGAAGCCUGACAACUUCGUGGUGAAUGCUGCCGGCACCGUUGCUGGUGCUGACGAUGGCAGCAGCAGUGAUGGUGACUACAGCGACGCGCGGCCGCCGCAUGUGCGCAUACUUGACUUUGGGCUCGCGUGCGGUGUGGAGGAGGUCGGGCCGGAGUUGAGGCGUUGCGUGGGGACGCCGCACUACAUGGCGCCGGAGACGUUUCCACACAAUUGCGACUGCGACGUGCCUGCGGCGCGUGACGUGUGGAGUCUCGGGGUGACGUUGUUUCGAUUGUCCACUGGCGUCUUUCCAGCCUUUGGUUGCGACGCCGUCGUGUCUUGGCCUCCCGCAAACGUCUCCUCUACGGGCUUGUUGCCUCUCACCGUAGAUCACAGCGGGCAGUUGUUGAGCGAGUUUCGUGCCAUGCCAGCCGUUUCCGCGUCGAUACUUGCGGUGAACCUGCGCCGUCGACCGACUUUAGCGCGUGUUCUACUGCAUCUGCAGGGCAUUGGUGAGGUUGUAGAGCCGGUGCUGUGA